UGUGCGUAUAUGUCAAGCAGUUGUCAAGUUUUUUUAUUCAGAAUCGGAUGAUUUUUGGAUUUCUGUAGUAUUUUUACAUGUGAGAUAACUUUAACGCAAAAAUGGCCAAGAAAACAUACGACUUACUGUUCAAACUGCUGCUGAUUGGAGACUCUGGUGUUGGAAAAACAUGUAUAUUGUUCAGAUUUUCAGACAAUCACUUUACGACUACGUUUAUUUCAACAAUCGGAAUUGACUUCAAAAUAAAGACAGUGGAGCUGCGGGGCAAGAAGAUCAAGCUGCAGAUCUGGGACACGGCGGGCCAGGAGCGGUUCCACACCAUCACCACCUCAUACUACCGUGGGGCCAUGGGCAUCAUGCUGGUCUAUGACAUCACUAAUGAGAAAACAUUUGAUGAUAUCGUCAAGUGGUUACGAAAUAUAGACGAGCAUGCAAAUGAAGAUGUGGAGAAGAUGAUCCUUGGCAACAAGUGCGACAUGGAGGAGAAGAGGGUGGUCAGUAAAGAACGGGGAGAAGCGAUAGCGCGCGAGCACGGCAUCCGCUUCAUGGAGACGUCAGCGAAGUCGAACAUCAACAUCGAGCGUGCGUUUUCCGAGCUCGCGGAGGCCAUCUUGGACAAGACUUCCGGGCGGGAGGCGGAUGCGGACCACGCGCGCAUCGCCGUCGAGCCGCGACCGUCGCGCGCGCCCGCCUCGCGCGCCUGCUGCAACACGUAGAUCUACUCUGUGGCCGGAAGCUGAGCGACGCUGGCAACACCGCCGCGCUACGGAACUGGCUGGUUGGAAAAAAAUAUUCGGCGUUUAAAAACUUUUUAGACUUUUGCUGCGUUUGAAUUAGGAAUCGCUUUUGUUUGUGGUUUUUGUUUUUAAUUAUUCGGUCGGUUAAUCAGUCGGUUUCCGUUUCUCGGUAAACACAUUGUUUUGUUUUGGUUAAAAACGGCAGAAAUCCUAGUCCAGCUGAAAAGUCUCCUUAGCUCCCGAAGACACAAUGUAAAAGUAGAUAUAAGAUCCACGCGCAACAUCAAGUUAACAUGUCCGCAUCUAUGUUAGCUCGAAAACAGAGAUGUGGAUAUCGCAAACAAGUACUAACCAUUUAAAUAUUGUAAAAGAAGAACACCAACGAUAAUCUUUAAUCUGUGAAGAUAUUUUUUCACGUGUUGUUUUAUAAUCUGUGUGUAUAAUAUUAAUUGAUUAUCGAUCUAUGUUGGCUGCACUGCGUUGCUACUUUUGCUGUAUUUAAUUCUAGCUUCGAUGUAAAGUUAUAAAACUUUGAAUAUUUUACACGCCGCGAUAGGUUUAAGUGUUUGUAACAGAUAUGUGAAUACGAACUGUUUGUAUAUUAGUUCGCUGCUUACCCAGCUUUUAACAACGAGAUUAUUCGAUCUCUUAUAUUUCACUGUGUCCCAAAAAAAAAUGUGAUGCUCAUAACAACUUCGCAGAUAGGUGCUCGAAGAAUAAUUCGAAUGUAAUUCUCACGAUCUUUAUAAUUGUUUACUAUUUGUAAUUGAAACCAAAACAUAAGCUUCUCGGCAGAGGGCAGAGGUCGAACGGUCUAGUCGCUGUAUCAUUCGGUGCAUACGAGUCAAAAAUAACAGAUACAAAUGCCAUAAAAAUAUGCUCGUGCUCGUACUAACAAAUUCGGAUUAAGAUUUCUAAUCGUAUAGGUAUCGCCAGGUCUCAAAGUAAAGUUAGAUGCGUGUAACGAAAGCACAACAGUUUGCUAGUAAAUUGAAAGGUGAUCUUAUCCGCAUUGUUUACCAAAUUGUCAUGUGCUUGAAGAUUUGAGUUGUUAGAACAAGAUUUCCUUCUUCACAUUAUCGAGAAAAAAUAUAUUGUUACAAAUAAUGUAUUUUUUGUCGAGGACCCUACGAUGCGGAGUGCUUAGAGCUUUUACACCUUUCCGGGGGAUGAAAAAUUAACGCAAAUUUGUGUGGCGCGCGUGAGUGUCGUCACCUAGGUACGGUGCUGCAUCACCAUACAAAUUCGCGUUUGCUUAUCGUUGCUCAAACGGUGAGGAAACUCCGACUAAGUCCUCUUUUCGUAUUUAUGUAUAGGUAUCUUAUUAUAACUCUAUGAUAACUAUACUGAAUCUGCUUUGUAUACUUUUUCAAUCUCUAGGGUGUAAGGUAAGGUGUAAUUCUGGUUAUACUAAGAUGGUUUUUCAGACAUUUAACGGUAAAAUAAACUGUACAGAUAUUUUCGGAAUUGUGUUGUAAGCGGAACUUUCAUACGAUGAUAUUGUUGAAUAUGCUAAUUUGAUAUCCAUUUUUGGUAUAAAAUAUGAAAUACUUAGGUCCUAAUUGAUCGUUUAUUGCAAUAUAAAUUGCUCGCAUUGAUGAAUUUGCAAUAUCGGCUUGUAUUUAACUUUUAGGUUAGUACUUAGACGAAAGAAAUGUGCAAUUAAAUUAAAUUUUUAUCCUUCUGAAAAUCCGAUUGAUUUAAUACCACAAACUAUAUGCAGUUUAUGGAUUUAAAUGGGGCUUAGUCAUCAUAAGAAAUAGGAAGAGGUUUUAUAAAAUACCUACUUAUUUACUUACGACAUCUUAAUUAAUUAUUUUUCAUUUGUAGAGAUGCAUUUAGACAAAUAUAACCAGAGAAUGUUUUAUUUUUUCAAGCUCAUUAUAUUGUGAUGUGUUUUUUAUAGAUAUUGUAAUGCUUCACACUAACUAAUUUAGUUUUACUAGGCAGAAAGCAUUGGCUUUUGACCGCUGCAUAUCCGACAACAAUAACUAAAAUAAGCUUCACAAAAUGAGACCUUAAAGCUAUUGCAGUUAGAUUUUUAUUACAGUGGGCAUUCCUUAAGUCGCAUAUUGUAAGCAAAUCUCACUCAAGCGCCAUAAUAAUUAUUUCCAAUAGAUAAUAGUUCUAGGUAAUUACUACAUACGGAUAUAUAACACUUAUUUUAACGUAAGGUGUAGUGCGGUGGUACAUCGGUUUUUACCUGCUUUUAUAAAUAAAUGAAUAAACAUCGGCAUUGUAUAUUAUGUUCAUAUUAAAAUACUUAUCGUAUA
This is a messenger RNA of Plutella xylostella (diamondback moth), 3010 nucleotides long. RefSeq names its product RAS oncogene family member Rab10 (gene Rab10). NCBI's taxonomy places the organism in Eukaryota, Metazoa, Arthropoda, Insecta, Lepidoptera, Plutellidae. The record is from RefSeq and is a predicted model, not a curated record. Gene Ontology annotation, molecular function: GTP binding; GTPase activity.